This is a messenger RNA of Onthophagus taurus, 2232 nucleotides long. NCBI's taxonomy places the organism in Eukaryota, Metazoa, Arthropoda, Insecta, Coleoptera, Scarabaeidae. The record is from RefSeq and is a predicted model, not a curated record.
UCCGCUUUUUAUGUAAAGAACAACGCGUUUUAACGUUAAACAUUUUUUAAAUAGUGAAAUUUUCAUUGAUAACGCUUUCGUUAUCAGUGUGGAAACCGUUCUAAAAGCUAUGUUAGUUCGUUUGCAACGUCAAGGGGACGCGUUUAUAGGCAAUGUUAUUCAAUUGAUAUAACGCAAAAAUGGUUAUGAUAAAACGGAACUUGAGGAGCAUGCUAAAAUUUGCAUUUAUAUCAUUUGCAACUGUGAUAUUUACAGUACUUAUUUAUCGGACUAUAAGAGGGCACAAAAGUAUUAAAUAUGUUGAUGUUGUACCAGCUCCGCAAGCUCUUAUUGAGUCAAAAUUUCCAUUCCCUCCAUUGAUUUCCAAUGAAAAAAUUGAUUGGCACAACUAUGAUUUAAUAGAAAAAGAUAAAAAACGUACAGGAAUCGGAGAACAAGGAAAAGAGGUUAAAAAUCCUCAAAACAUUCCCAAUUACGAUAAACUUUUCAAAGUGAAUGGAUUUAACGCUGCCCUAAGUGACCAAAUAGCUUUAGAUAGAGCCAUUCCCGAUAUUAGACACAAAGGCUGUAAAAAGAAAAAAUACUUAAAAGAACUUCCAACCGUUAGCGUAAUUGUCCCGUUUCACAACGAACAUUGGACGACACUUUUACGAACCGUUCACAGCGUUUUAAAUCGAUCUCCUCAUAAUUUAUUAAAAGAAAUCAUCUUAGUUGACGAUUUCAGUUCGAAAGAAUUUAGCAAGAAACCUUUGGAUGAUUAUUUAUUGGUGAAUGCAACUAAAACUCGCGUUAUCCAUUUGAGUGAACGAAGUGGAUUAAUUCGGGCACGUUUGGCGGGGGCUAAAGAAGCUGUUGGAGAUGUUUUAGUGUUUUUAGAUUCUCAUACGGAGGCUAAUGUUAAUUGGUUACCACCUUUAUUAGAACCGAUCGCCCAAAACUAUAAAACUUGUGUUUGUCCGUUUAUUGAUGUCGUUCAAUACGAAACUUUUGAGUAUAGAGCUCAAGAUGAAGGUGCAAGAGGUGCUUUUGACUGGGAAUUGUAUUAUAAAAGAUUACCUUUACGCCCUGAGGAUUUAGAGCGCCCAACAGAACCUUUCGAGAGUCCUGUUAUGGCUGGUGGGUUAUUUGCAAUAAGUCAAAAAUUCUUUUGGGAAUUAGGAGGUUAUGAUGAAGGUUUAGAUAUUUGGGGUGGUGAACAAUAUGAGUUAAGUUUUAAAAUUUGGAUGUGUGGGGGUCAAAUGUACGACGCGCCAUGCUCAAGGGUAGGACAUAUUUACCGCAAAUACGCCCCAUUUCCAAAUCCGGGGAAAGGAGAUUUUGUGGGGAGGAAUUAUAAAAGAGUGGCUGAAGUUUGGAUGGACGAAUACGCCGAAUUUAUUUACAAACGGCGUCCGCAUUAUCGCAAAUUAGAUCCGGGUGAUUUAACUAAAGAAAAGGCGAUUCGAGAUCGUCUAAAAUGUAAAACUUUUAAAUGGUUUAUGGAAACGAUCGCUUUUGAUUUACCACUAAAAUAUCCACCAAUUGAACCGGACGAUUUUGCGUCUGGGGAAAUAAGAAACAUUGCAGCCCCCGAUUUAUGCGUUGACGCUUAUUAUAAACAAAGAGACCAACCGUUUGGUUUAAGAGAUUGCAUAAAAGGCACCUCGAAAGAAGGCGAGCAAAACUUCACGUUAACAUGGCACAAAGACAUCCGUAUGAAAGGAAAAACACUUUGUUGGGAUGUUUCUGAUCCAAAUGAUAAAGCCCAAAUCGUUUUAUAUCCAUGUCAUGGUGGAAAAGGUAAUCAAUAUUGGAGAUACGAUGUUGAUAAACAAUGGUUGGUACAUGGUGGGAAUCCCCGUUGUUUGGAUUGCGAUCCAGGUACGAAGAAAAUUUACGUAACUAAAUGCGAUACGGGAUCAAAAACGCAACGAUGGAGGUUUGAAAACGUUGACUUAAAAUUAAUGGAGAAAUGGGAGGAUAUUGGACCGGCUUAAAUCUUGAUUAUAAAAAAGUUGAAACAUUCCAGAGUGACAUGCUGUGAUAAAGAGACUUUAUGAUAUCAUCCUAAACUACUAAAAGAUCGAGACAAGAAAACGUAACUUUUUAUUAGUCUUAACCUCACUUUAUUAAGUACCUAUUUAUAGGAAAUAAGUUUUUUUAUAAUGUAACAUAUCAUGAUGUGUGUGCAUUUUUAACUUGUAAGAUAAAUAAAAUUAGAUAAUAAAUAAUAAAUUAAUUAAAAAUAUUAAA